AACGAGAGUGACAGGAAGAAACGUCAAAAGGCUCUUUUUCGGAGCUUGAGAGUUAUUUACCGGACACGGGACUUCAAGCCUUCAUCAUGCCGCGCGAAAUCAAAGAUAUCAAAGACUUUCUUCUAACAGCGCGUAGGAAAGAUGCUAAGUCUGUUAAGAUAAAGAAGAACCCUGAGAACGUCAAGUUUAAGGUGCGUUGCUCGCGGUUCCUGUACACACUGGUCAUUACCGACAAGGAAAAGGCAGAGAAGUUGAAACAGAGCUUACCACCAGGUCUCCAGGUUAAGGAAGUGAAGUGAUAUGACUAGCCAUUAAUAAAUAAAAAACGCAAAACACAAA
Messenger RNA from Trichoplusia ni (cabbage looper), 339 nucleotides. It is a transcript of the gene RpL38, whose product is annotated as 60S ribosomal protein L38. Gene Ontology annotation, molecular function: structural constituent of ribosome. Bases 87 to 299 code for a protein of 70 amino acids. The transcript is spliced from 5 exons. The record is from RefSeq and is a predicted model, not a curated record. Gene Ontology annotation, biological process: translation; protein-RNA complex assembly. Gene Ontology annotation, cellular component: cytosolic large ribosomal subunit; ribosome. NCBI's taxonomy places the organism in Eukaryota, Metazoa, Arthropoda, Insecta, Lepidoptera, Noctuidae.